Cuscuta campestris is the source of this 2555-nucleotide messenger RNA. Lineage: Eukaryota; Viridiplantae; Streptophyta; Magnoliopsida; Solanales; Convolvulaceae. The record is from the annotation of a GenBank genome assembly.
CUUUGGACCGCAUUCAGUUUCUUUUGAAGAAAGAAAAUAUAAUAAAGAAGUACAUCCAAAAAGUAAAAUGGACCUUUGCCGACUCAGAUCUUCCGUCGGCUUAGCAGAUCUUCGCUGGGAAGCAGAUCUUCCACCGGAUCAGCAGGUCUUCACCGGGAAGCAGCUUGAAGACGGCCUGACCCUUGCCGACUACAACAUCCAAAAAGUCUACUUUGCAUCUGGUGUUGAGGCUUCAUGGUGGAAUUAUCGAGCAUGCUUUGAUGUUCCGACCAUCUGCCGCAAUUCUCGAAAUUGGGAUUUUUCAACUCUCAUUUCAUCCUCUUUGUUGCCCGUUGCUUUAACGUAGCGUAAGGGACGAUGCCCAAAGAAAGGCCCUAUGUGAGCUGUGCUCUCUUUGUUUGUCAUUCGCUUGAAUCAACCAGGUGAAGACAACAGGGCUAGGCUAGAAUUUCAAUCCUAUCUUCCCUCAUAGAAGAUGGGUGGGACAACACAAAAUAAAUGUUGCAUUCAGAGAAUAGGUUUAGCGAUGGUGGAAGACGACCAUGACGAGGACAUUAUAUGGGACAAGUGAGACUAAAACAGAGAGGCUAUGUGGUCGAUAAGGAGCUCCUUUUCUUCAUUGUCUUAUGCUACAUUUUGUGAUAUGCCAAAAAAGAUUGCAUUACAGAGAAAAACCAUCAUUUUUAGCCAAAUAUUUGGCCCUAUAUGUGAGUGGGUAACACCUAUUCUUGCAAGGAUGCUUCUCUCUAGCAAGCGAUAAGUCGUGCACUGUCUCACUUUUCAAGUUGGAGGUCGUAGAUCAUUGUCCAAUUAGCUUCAGCACAACGCCGCAGCGAGAGAGAGAGAGAAAGAGCAUACCGCCACAAGUAGGGUUUUGUUCUUGAUGCCUUUUUGGAUUCAAUCACUGUGGAAUUUAAUCUUUGUUGGUGCUUGAUUUGGGAUUCAAACAGAGUCUACUUUGCAAGGGGUGCACUGACGGCAUAACAUCAGGCAGAGGCGACGGAGGAGCAACGACCAUGGAUGCAUUUUGGGGUGAGAGACACCCUAAGGCUCCAAAUCUAGAGGAAUGGAUUGCUUAAUGAAGUCCAUAGAAGUGUUGAAGAGAAAGUAAGAGUAUCUGCUGAUUUGCAAAAGAAAAAGAAUUUUAGGCAUGUUAUUUCCACCGAAUCAAUAUAAAUAAUACUCAUGACAUACUUAUACUCAUUUGAUCUAAGAAUUUGCUAUCUAUUGAGACAUUUGAAUCUGCACAGAUGCACUGCAUGGUCAUAGUCUGGAAUUGCAUGUGCAGCUAAUCUCAUCGUCUCAAAGAAUUUGUGUUGUUUGAGCAGCUGAACUUUCCAAAGCUUUUCUCAUCUCUCAGAUUUGCUGAUGAUUUGGGUUGUCUAGAAAGUUGAGUUUAAAUUUAUGCUAUAAUCUAACUCUGAGUUAUACUAUUUAUUUUAUGCAGCCUAUUGUUACUGUUGGUUUUGCUGAUUUUUCUUAUUUGAGGUUUCAGGUUAACAACUAAAAGAGAUGAAAAGAGUGUUUUCUCCGCUGAUUUUUUCAGAACUGUUUCAUUUAGACAUUAUAUAAAAAGGUACUUCAUCUGUGGUACUAAUUAAAAAGAUAUUAUUUUUUUAGCAUUUUCAUGUUCAAAAUAUUCUCCCUUUACAUAUUGUCAUAGGCUGGAACUUUUCAUUAUAGGCUUUUUAGCUAAUCUUAAGUAAAGAAUAGUUUGAAAAACAUUUUUGCCAUAAUGAUUUAUUGAGCUGUAGUGUGUAUCAAAUUGGCAAUAAGCCUAUGUGUGCUGCUAUAUCCACUCCAUUUAGUCCGGAUUUGAGUUCUCAUUCCAAGGAAGAAAGAAAAGGAAAAGCCAUUUAAUGUGUACAAUGCAGAAAAUAGCUAUUUUUAAAUUAAAAAACAGUCAUCGUAAUGUAACUUGGUAACAUUUCAGUAGUUUGCAGCUGGAAGAAGACAUGUAUCCUGCUCAGAUCCUUCAGCUAACAAUUUACAAGGGAUGAUAAUUGUGAAUGGGGGGGAGAUGGGUUAUGGUUAAACAACUUGCAUCACCAGAAACAAAUAUACUUCUAUUUCUCCAGAUCUGAUAGAAUUUGAGAAUGGGUAGAGAUAAUUGGAUUGGGUAAUAAGACACUUGGGUUGAACCGCAUUAAAAGAUUGAAUCCAAUCAAUUAUUUAGUUCAACUCAAGAGCUUAUAUACCGAUUUAUUUUCACAAGUUCCGAUGUGGGAUAGACUACAACAAGAUCAAUCUUGGCUAAACAAAACAAGUACUUUUGGUUAUAUGGUUUCUUGCCUGUUUAGUUUAUGUGUAAAUAGAUACCAUGGAAUUCUUUUCAUAUAUGGUUUCAUACGAUUGUUCCUUUUUUCUUAUCUUCUAUUAUUAAUUUGGAAGGAUUGAUAUCAAUCAAUCACUUGCACAUACUUUGGACAUGAAUUUCAUUUGAAAUUCUCUUUAAAUAUACUUCUCUUUGAUUUUGCAUUUGUCAGAAUUUGAUUGAGAUUUUUUUGAAGUUUUUUCUAUAGAGUAGGAAACUUAUAAACCAUCUAUAAUGUAUU